Camarhynchus parvulus is the source of this 1266-nucleotide messenger RNA. RefSeq names its product cilia and flagella associated protein 73 (gene CFAP73). The record is from RefSeq and is a predicted model, not a curated record. The transcript has 7 exons. Bases 1 to 978 code for a protein of 325 amino acids. Gene Ontology annotation, biological process: spermatid development. Lineage: Eukaryota; Metazoa; Chordata; Aves; Passeriformes; Thraupidae.
AUGGACCCGGAGCUGGAGGAGCGGGUGCGAGAGGCUUUGCGGGACAAGCUGCGGCUGCUCCCGGCCGAGCUGCACGCAGCCCGGGGCAGGACGGAGGCAGCGCGGGGCCCCGCCACGCUCCCUCCAUCCACCCGGGUGCUCCUGAAGAGGCGGGAGGCGGCGGAGGUGGAGCGGGAGCUGCAGAACCAGCGGCAGGAGUUCCAGCAGAGGAUGCAGCGCCUGGCGCAGCGCCGGCAGCAGCUGGCCCGGAGGCAAGAGCAGCACCGCGACGCCGUGCUCAGAUUCGACUCCUUCCUCAAGGCGGUGGCGGCCCGGCGGGAGCGGGAGCUGCGGCGGGGGGGCGAGGAGCGGGCGCGGGCGGCGGCGGAGCGAGAGGAGAGCGCCCGGCUGCAGCGGGAGCUGGAGCGGCUGCGGCGGCACCGGGAGCGCCUGGCCCGGCGCCUGCGGAGCCUCCGGCCCUUCGGGGACUACCUGCGGGACGUGCUGGCCAGGAUGGGGCAGUUCCAGGACGUGGCGGCCAUGCUGGUGCAUUUCGGGGUGCUGGCGGAGGUGCGGGCAGCCCUGGCACGGGAGGCAGAAGCCGGGCAGGAGCAGCUGGCCCAGGGCAGGGCAGAGCUCCAGCGGUACUGUCAGGAGAGCAGCACCCAGCUCCUGGGCACCAGGAACGAGCUGGCCCGGCUCCACGCACGCCUGGAGGCUGCCCACCGGGAUGUGCUCCAGUGGGAGUCCUGCUGGUCCCACAUCCAGAGCACAGCCACCCAGAAGACCCUGCUGCUGGGGCAGAUCAAGCUGGCUGUGCAGAACCUCUUCCAGCAAACCACUGCACAGCUAAGGAUCCCCACGGACAGAGCCCAGGAGGACACAAAGGCCCAGCUGGACAUGGUGCUGCUCUGCAUGCAGGCCCUGGCUGGCAUCUGUGCCACUGGCACACACCCACAGCACCACAGGAGUGCCAGGCUGCUUCGGGGCCAGGAAUAGCCCCUGAGCACACCUGCCUGCUCCUGGGGCUGGGGUGGGGCUGCCAGGGCCAGCAUGGAGCCACAGGACCCCUGUGAAUGGAGGUAAUUCCUGCAAGUCUGGAAACCCCAAGUCAAGAGGCAACAUGGACAGCAGUGGCACAGUCACACUGGGGUGGCACCAUACCCAGGCAGGGCCAGGGCACUCCUGAGGUUCCCGCCUGCACAGAGCACCCCAGGCAGGAGGAUGAGGAGGAGGGAGCUGCUGUUGACAUCUCUGAAGGUGCUCCACAUCAAAAUACACCCAGCC